AACCUGACAACUUUGCUGAAAUGAAUACUAAAUAUAGAUGGUAACAGCAUUCUGCUUCAGAGCUGAGCUUGUAGCUCCAGUUAAGACAUUCAAGUGGAUCUGGGGAAGAAGACAAAGGAACAACGUUGCUGUUUUAUGCAGUUUUCCAGCAUUUUAUUGUGAAAGAAAAAAAAAGUUUAAUUGGGGAUGGUUUAGAUGUAUGAUGGAAAGUUCUUCUGAAAGUGUCUUUAAAAAUUCACAUGAAGAAGGGAAACUUUAUGCUGUUGAUUCACUGAACAACUUAAAUGAACACGUUUGUGCAGCUCGAACUCAGCCCCCAAUGGUCUGCGAAGACAACAUAGGUAGUAAUGGUUGUCCAAUAAUUCAAAGUGGCAUAAGAGGGCAAAGCUGGUACUUUGUCACAUUGAUCAUCAUUUUAAUUGCCAGCCUGGCACUUGUUUCUUUUGUAAUAAUCUUAAUAGUUCACACCGGAGACAAGAUAGAUGAAGUUUCAAGAAAAAUAGUACUAGAAAGGAAGAGCAUUGAAGAUUUGAAAAAAUUAAACGACAUGAUAUUACAAUACUUCAACCAGACAGAAGCUAUGAAGAUUACAGGAAAUUUCAGCACAGUGCGAGCAAGACAAUUGAGGUCUGAUUUUUCAGGCUAUUGACCAAAGAAAGCUAACCUGAAAGUACAAGCAGGAGUUCACUCUGCUAGGAAAUCCAUUCUCAAGUUGCUCAUCAAAUAUUGGAUGUAUUCUAUUUAAUAGAGAUUUCUAUUAAUCGUCCUGUAAUAUUCAGGAAACCUGUUACAAGCUUUUAUAAUGAUGGAUUUCUCUGUAGCGUUGCAAUUUCUAGGUCCAUGGUAAUUCCUGUGGUUAUUACCACUUAGAUGGAUAAGCCUGUGGAUAAGUACUGCAGCCGUGGCUGCAUCUGGACUACCAAAUGAGAAAUGUUUGUAUUUUGUUUACAUUUUUAGACUAGGAUAUACCUUAAACAAACCUGCAUCAUGAGAUAGCAUAUGAGAUAUGCUAUAUGGAGAUCGCAUAUGAGAUAGCAUAUGUGAAGAAAGGAGAAUGCACUGUCCCUUAAUUUGGAAACAAACACUUUGGAAACAUGCCACUCAGUAAUCAGAAAGAUCAGCUACUUUACUUAGAUUCCAGUUGCGGCAUGACUGCAGUUUGUGCUCCAGCCAAAAGACAAGAAAAAGCAGCAGUUUUUCAAUCUGCAGUUUACAUGAAUUAUCUGACUUCCAGAGCCUGACGUUACCACAAAAGAUUCACGUAAAGAAAUGAACUGUAAACAACUACAGAAUCAACUCAAGAAUUUAUAUUUUAUAACGGAUUUAUAGAAAGUCUUCACUAGUGUCUCAGCUACUUGGCCAUGCAUUUCACAUUAUGCUCGUUUGAGGUCUUGAACAGCAAUGAGCUCAUUCUUGAAAGAGCAGUCUCACUUCUAAUUCUGAAGAAAAUCCAAUCUUGCAAAUUGAUGGAAUGUAAUUAUGGUUUCUCUGGUUUUCCACUUGUGUGAUUUCCUUAUUAACCUGCUGUUAUUCUUUAUACACUGCAGGAUGCAGCUUAUUUUCAAGCUAUGUCAGCUUGAACUUAAAGAAACACUUUUCCUCAAGAUUUAUGAUAAUUUCUGAAUUGGCUAAACCAGGUACUUUAACACUUUAUCAGGCUCUGGAACUUGCUAGUUUGUUUAAAAAAAAAAACAGAACAAAAGCUCUAGCAAUAGAAAAUUGUUAGAAAACUAAAGAGUGUUAUGUUUAGCUUUCUUUGCAUUAAAGAAUACUAAAGAUAUUGCUGAUAUGCAAAGCUGGAUUUUUAAAAACAGAACAUUGGAAACAAAGACAUGCUAUCAGUAUCAUAUCACUGAUACUGCAUCAGAUAAGGUACAGUUGCCUAGCAGUAUGAAUCCCACCUAGAAACUCAGUCUCUUUGUACUGCUUCUCUGCCAGUUUAAAUGACAAAUUAUAUUUCUUUUUCUCAUUUCCUGCCCUGGGCCUCUUCCCAGCAUAUGAUGAGUAUUCCCAGCAUAAGAAGACUAUUUCUGAUAAUUAGCUCCCAUUAAGGAAACAUUUGUGGUAGACAGCAAUCAGCUCUACAAAAAGGGAUCAACCAACCACAGUAGGAAUAAUUAUUAUUAUUACCAUCUACAUCAAGUUCCCUAGUCAAAAAGUUCUCAUAUUUAUUAAUAGAUGUAGCAAGGAUACGUACUGCUCAUCAGAUUGUCAAUUCUGACAGCACUGAUUAAUUAUUUAAGAAAGCAAAAAACAUGCUAUAGUUCAUGCUAUGACCAUCCUUUUGAAGAGUGAAAGAAAAAUGCCUGCAUUGUUUGAAAAAGCCAUUUGAAAAAAAUACAUGGAAAACCAUACCAAAUUGAAUAUUAUUGCACAAAUCCAGAAAGAGUCAUGUUUCAGUCUCAAUGAAAUCACUAGGGUAUUCAUUGCAACAGGCUGAAAAUCCUUUAUAAAAAUCAAAACACAAAGUAUGACAGCACUAUAGCAAGACAAAUAACCUGCUGGUUUCAGCAUCAACAAGCUGAAAGUUUGAAAAGAGAGAUUAGCAGUUCCCUAAUUUUUUGUUUGUUCUUCUUUUCCUCCCAUUGUGAAUAAUGAGAGGGAAUAAAUUUACACUAGUUUGAAUACUGGUUAACAUGUCUCUACUAUUUGGGGGUUGGAGGAUGGAUCCUUUGGGUCCAAAGCUUUCUGCUGUUAGGUGAAUAGCAACCUCCAAAUUAUUGUACUGGAUUUCCCACUUUCAGUUUGGAGCUUUACCUCUGUCUUGUGACUGACCUGCAUUUUUCAAUUAACACCAGGAAGAGAGGCUGCUUAGACAAGGUAGCUCUUCCUAUUUACUCUUGCAAGUUGUGAGAUAACCCACUUCCAGCUCUAACCCCAAUCAGAUAAUUAUUUCCCUCUUUUGUUGUAGCAGGUGCCCAGUGCUUGCUAGACACUUAAUCCUCAUUAAUAUCUAACCUCCCUUUGCUGAUGCCCAAACUAAGCAACUCUGGGGGUGGAGGGGGAAAGAGAGGUUACAGGGCUAUAAAACUUGCUCAACAAAGGCAACCCGUUUGUGAGUCUAAUCAGGAGACCAUCCUUGCUGUUUGGACUCAUCCGGCAGAUUAAGGAUGGACCCCUGGCACUGUGAGUAUAUUUGGGGAGGAUUUCUUAAUACAUUUUCUUCCUGGGAUCUCCCUUGCUGUUCUCGGUCUUUGGUAUCCAUCCUGCAAAUCCUAAAUGAAGUGCUCAUGCACAAAUUAGCAGCAUCAAUUGUCAACCUCAGAAAAGUAGGCCAAAAGAAUCCUCUGGGCCAUGUACACAAUCCCAGGGAUUACAGGACUGUAGCUUAAAUUAUUUUAAAUGAAAUUUGGAUGUAACAAGCAGCGCAGUUCCCUACAUACCUACUCAGAAUGGAUUAUGCUUAUUCUCAAAUUGGAGGAUAUUCUACAGUAUAUCUUUGGAUCUAAGGCUUUGUUUCCAGGAUUCUUCAAAUGUUGUAUUUGACUGAAUGAAAAUUAUUACUGCUCUCGGUAGCUGAACACAUACUUUUAAAAAUCUUGCAUAAUAUUCCAGAUUAUGUUCGAAGGUUGUGAACCCCCGUUUUUACACUCCUGUUGACUCUUGAAAAAAUGAGAACAGAAAGGUCUUUUUACAGAAAGGAAAGUUUCCUUUCCAUGGCACUAGCAAACUAUAUUGUAAUGUGCACUACUAACAGAGGAAGGACACCCAGUGAUAAAUACAGAGUGAUUCAAAAUCAAUUAAAAGCCUUUAAACCAGAGGUUCCUAAAUGUUUUGCCAUCACACCUGUCAG
This is a messenger RNA of Python bivittatus (Burmese python), 3793 nucleotides long. RefSeq names its product leucine rich single-pass membrane protein 1 (gene LSMEM1). The record is from RefSeq and is a predicted model, not a curated record. Lineage: Eukaryota; Metazoa; Chordata; Lepidosauria; Squamata; Pythonidae.